Messenger RNA from Aspergillus ochraceoroseus IBT 24754, 2648 nucleotides. Its product is annotated as DNA polymerase epsilon noncatalytic subunit. Gene Ontology annotation, biological process: error-prone translesion synthesis; DNA-templated DNA replication. NCBI's taxonomy places the organism in Eukaryota, Fungi, Ascomycota, Eurotiomycetes, Eurotiales, Aspergillaceae. The record is from RefSeq and is a predicted model, not a curated record. Bases 122 to 2359 code for a protein of 745 amino acids. Gene Ontology annotation, molecular function: DNA binding. Gene Ontology annotation, cellular component: epsilon DNA polymerase complex. The transcript is spliced from 2 exons.
GUAAAUACUGUCUCAAAUCAAUUAAUCAUUUAAAGGACACUUAUCGAUCCCUUUAGUUCUACCGAAAGGAAAUCCGUUCCCCGAGUAUGGAAAAGUCCGAUUUCAUACAAUCCAUACAAAGAUGAAUUCAGACCCUGUACGCUCAUCGUCGCCAGCAUUCGGAACUCCUGCCCACCCGGUUAGGACGAAUAGGAUCAAUCCAGCCCCAGCAAGGACAUCUAUACUUCCUAUUCUACUUCCUCCCUCAACACUCCGACCUGUCGCAUUUCGCACCUUCACCCGGAAGCACAACCUCACCAUCUCAUCCUCUGCACUCCAGGCUCUAGCAACCUUUGUGGGCAAAAAUUGUGGCUCAGGAUGGCGCGAGGAAGGUCUUGCAGAGCGUGUAUUGGAUGAGGUAGCCAAGAGCUGGAGAAAGGCGGGAGGUGGUGUUAUAGUGGAAGAGGGCAAGGGAGCAUCGUUGAAAGCUAUCUUACAGACUCUAGAAGGGAACAUGAGCGGCGGCAGGGUCAUUGAUGCGAAACUCGCUGCAAAGGAAGGUCUCGCGAAAGCAGCAGGCGCAAAUGGAAACAACAGGGUUCCCAGCUUACAGCCGUCACAUUCAACCGGACUAUCGGAGGACCAGGCGCCAGAUGAUUCCGAUGAUAAUGUUCUCCACCCAAGACGUUGGAUCAAAGUGAUUGAAGCCUUCGAUAUCCCGAGGUUGACCUACAACGCCGACAAAAAGCACUUUGAGGUUACGAAAUUCAAACCCUCUCUUUUCCCGCCGCCGUCCCAUAAGACCGCCUUAUUCAGAGACCGCUAUAACAUUGUUUACCAGCGCUUGCUUCGAAAUGAGUCAUUUCAAGUCUCGCUAGCAUCUUCUGGCGGACGCGGAUUACAGCGGGCAUCGUCCUCCUUCGAUAGGAAUCAGUGCUAUAAGCUCACCCCUGUUGCAAAUUUGCUCGGGAGAAGUGGUACAUCGCAUUUACUGCUUGGUCUAUUGUCUGUGUCUCCCACCGGCGAGCUAUCCCUCACCGAUAUUACGGGCAGUAUCGUUCUGGAAUUGAGCCAUGCGCGUAUGAUCCCAGCGGACGGUGCUUGGCUCUCUCCCGGCAUGUUUGUGCUUGUUGACGGAAUUUACGAGGAGGAAGAGAAUGUCAGAGGGUCAACAUUAGGUGGAAAUAGUGGAAUUGGAGGGGCAAUAGGGGGUAGAUUUGUUGGGAUUUCAAUUUGUGGCCCUCCCUGCGAGCGGCGCGAGACAUCACUUGGUACUAGUAACCAGGAGAACGGCAGAGACAUCAGCUCUAGUGGAGGGUUUGGGUGGGUUGAUUUCCUAGGAGUUGGGAGCGAACGUGCUCAAGGUCCACGAAUGAGACAAAUCCAGACCAGGUGCUUGCGAGACGUUCAUGAUGGCAUAGAAGUUCAUCGUCGGCUCAAGAUGGUAAUUAUGGGCGAGGUGAACCUUGACAACAUGAAGACGUUGGAUGCACUAAGGAAGGUUCUCGCUCUUUACAAUGAUCUACCCUUGCAGGAACGCCCUGUGGCUUUCGUUCUGAUGGGGAACUUUGUGCAGAAAGCCAUCAUUAAUGGCGGUGGUCAAGGAGGGAGCAUCGAGUACAAGGAAUGUUUUGAUAUGCUCGCUUUAAUAUUGUCCGAAUUUCCGUCAUUGCUGCAACGCUCUACCUUUAUCUUUGUGCCGGGUGACAACGACCCAUGGUCAUCAGCCUUCACGGCAGGCGCCACCUCGACGAUACCGCGUCAUGAAGUCCCUGAAUUGUUUACAUCAAGGGUAAAACGUGCUUUUGCUUCUGCAAACUCUCAAUUAGACCGGAACCAAACAUCCGAACCCGGAGGAGAAGCUAUUUGGACGAGUAACCCUUCACGCAUCACUCUAUUUGGGCCAGUUCACGACAUCGCUGUACUUCGCGACGAUAUUUCAGGGCGUCUAAGGCGGAGCGCAGUGAGCGUGGCUCGGAAUGACCCAACAACUGUAGAUGGUCUAAACAGUACAGCUGAUCUUGAAGACCAAGCCGAUGCCCAAGGACACCCGGGAGCUGAUAGGUCAAACCCGGCUUCUCCUGCUACACACUCAGCUCGAAAGCUUGUUAAAACAGUACUCGAUCAAGGAACCAUGUCGCCAUUCCCUCAGUCUCUACGACCUGUGUUAUGGGAUUACGCAUCUUCUCUGCAGUUAUAUCCCCUACCGACAGCGUUUAUUCUAGCGGAUUCUGAAGCUGUUUCGUUUUGCGUGACCUACGAGGGCUGCCAUGUGAUGAACCCUGGAAGGUUUGUACCAGAAGGUGACUUGUCCUGCAUGAAAUGGAUCGAAUAUGAUAUAUUGAAAAAUAGAGGUCGGGUGAAGGAGGAGCGUUUCUGAGUUUUCAACUGGAUACCCAACGGACUAGGAUAUUAUGAGCGUAACGCAUUGAGGGACGACAGCUCGAAAGCACAGCCAACAUUCGAGUAGUCCUUCGUUUGGAAACACUUGGGAAGGCUCUAUUGAUCAAGAUUUAGAAGAGCAGACACGAAGAUAGAGAUGAGCCGCAAACUCUCAAAUUUUUUCUUUCUUUUUAAUUCUAAAUUCCGUGGGAAUUAUGACAUGAAAUAAGUUCAUAACGUUUACUUGAAUUAUAUCUUCCCCCCCUUUUCCCACCUUUAAAAGCCAG